Molecule: messenger RNA, 1745 nt
Organism: Drosophila rhopaloa
Lineage: Eukaryota; Metazoa; Arthropoda; Insecta; Diptera; Drosophilidae
Exons: 1
Coding region: 1075-1737 (220 amino acids)
Cellular component (GO): extracellular region
Molecular function (GO): chitin binding
Source: RefSeq, a predicted model, not a curated record
AGUGAAUAUUGAGAUCUGAGUACGGAGUACUGAGUGCCGCGGGAGCAGAGGAAUCAGGUGCUGGGGGUCUUCUUCCACAAUCGUAAUUAGAAUUUCCAUUCUCGGGGAGUGUGUGUUGUUAUUUGUGCACAUGUUGCAAUGCAUUUGAAGAACUCGUCGUGCACUUAAUCACUUGAGCCGUCGGCACCAUAUGGGGUCCUUUUUUUUAUUGUGUGUGCCGAGCGGCAUCUGGUGCGUGGAAUAUGGACAGGGCGGUAUAACCUGUUAUCCAGAUACGGGUACUGAGCCGAAAAUGAUGCCACAAAGCUGCUCGCGAAACUGGCACUCGACUGCGUUUAAUUAACAAUUAAUAAAACUUUUAAUUUGCGCGCAAUUGGCACUGCACUCCGCCGAUGACAGCGCUGAAUAUAAUGUUAAUGGCAGUGGGGUUGGCAGAUGGGGAAUUGGAUAAUGCCCGCAGAUCCCAGCCAUUUGCCCUGGUAAUUCUUCAUUAAUCAGCAGCGCAAUCAUUUACGUAAAUCGCGAGCGAUGGAAAUGCGCCGAGCAACCAAACCUAAUUACAAGUUAUGAAUAUCUCAUCGGAUAAUAAAUCGAUAGCCGGCGUUUAACUCUGUCCAGCCACGACCAUGAUGACGAUGAUGAUGAUUAUGACGUGGACACGAUGGCGAUGAAUGGGUUGGUUGCCCGGUAUCGUUGGCCGUCCGUUUGUCCCACCGGAAGUGGCGACACUUAAUUGCGUAUUGAGUGCAUUUUCAAUUUUUAUUGGACCGUCCAUACAGUCGAGCAUUGUGCUGCGGUGUGGCGAGGUCAUUAAAUCCACUACCACUGCUGGGAAGUAUGCUACGAAUUCGCAAUUUGCCGCCCCACCACGAGAUCCGCCAGAGUGGGCGUGGCAAUGGCACCCACGUACUCAUUAGCAGUAUCUAGUGCGCGAUAUCCACCUAUUAAUCGAUGCUGAAAUUUGUCGUCUUUAUCAGUUGCCACCUGAUUGCUACCAUGCAAAAUACUACCAACCCACAAUCAGAGAUAAACGAUGAAGUCAGUCUUUAGAAGUCAUCCCAACAUUUCGGUCACAUGGAAAUGGAAACAGUAACCUGGUUAACUAUUAUUUUGGUGACCUUGAUGGGUCACCAAACCGCUGCCGUGGAUUUCGAAGAAUGUGCCAAUGUCCCACAAAUGGGCAUUUACGUGGCGAGCUUCAGUAAUUGCUCAAAGUAUAUUUACUGCGCUGGACCAGGAUCUUUUGAGGCUGAGUGUCUGGCAAGUUAUUAUUACGAUGAGGAGCUGGACCGCUGUGUGGAUCGGGCUUUGGUGAAGAGAUGUCAGGAUCCACUGGUCGGCACCACCAAAUCGCCUUCGGUGGUUAAGAAACCACCCAUUGCAGCUCAGAAGGCGGAACCACUGGCCAUUACCCUGCGACUUUUACCAAACGCCGGACCCUGUUAUCCCUAUAUGGUGUGCUUUGAAGGAGCGGGCCUGGCGAAAGCCUGUACACCGGCUCAUCUCGUGUCCUGUAACCGUCGUCAAUCACCAGAGAAUAUCACCAACUGCCAGACAGGAGUUUAUGGAUUUAUGCCACAUCCCCGAAACUGCGCUUACUUUUACUACUGCUCCAGUGGCACCAAGCUCCUCCACCGAUGUCCUUUGAACUACACCUGGCACCACGAACGGAGGUCCUGUGUCCAGCAGUCCGAGAAGAAAUGCUAUUCCGAGAGAUUUCGCCUUGUAAAGAAGUAGUCGUGGAA